Messenger RNA from Podarcis lilfordi (Lilford's wall lizard), 12832 nucleotides. The record is from the annotation of a GenBank genome assembly. Lineage: Eukaryota; Metazoa; Chordata; Lepidosauria; Squamata; Lacertidae.
CAGCUCGAAGCUACCAGGAAGGAACGCAGCUGGGGCUGCUUUAGGCCUGGGAACCGUCUCUCUCUCGCUCUCUGUCUCCUCUCCCCCCCUCCCAAUUUUUUGGGGAGAAGGCAGCAAAAGGAAAGGAAGAGCUGCUUAUUGUUCGAGAAUCCGGAAGGAGCCAAGGGACCCAGGCAUCCGACGAUCUGGGGGGAGGCUUAAAGGAACCAGGUAUAUUGAGGUUUAGUCAGGGAAACAAAAGGGACCCAGGCGUCCGAGGGUCUGAAGCGAAGGGAUCCAGAGACCCCGGCGCCUGGGAAGAAAAGGGUUAAGGGACGCAGGCAACCGGCGCCUGAAACUGGAGAAGGCGAAGAAGCCGAGGGACCCAGGUGUCCGAUACCGUGGAGCAAACAGAAAGAAGAAUUCUAGGUAACCUGGAAAUUUGGAGCGAAGGCCACCUGAGCUUCCGGGAAAGCAAAGCAAAACGGGUCCAGCUCUCUGAGGACGGAGCCAAGUGACCAGGGAUUUCCAGAGGAGGCGGCAAUCAAGGGAUCCAGAUUUCGAAGGACUAAGGGACCCUGGUGUCCGAGCACUUUGAACAGGUGUGGCCCUGAAAUCUGGGUGGUUGAGGAAGCGCUUCAGGACCUGCCAAGCGACAGGUGCACCCAGGCACCUUUCACCACCUGAUCCUGGGGUGGGAUGCAAGAGCCCUAGGUAGGGGAGGGGGCAGCCCCUCGGAAGGUGUCUUGUUAUUCCUGCUGAACAUUUGACAGGAUCAGGACCUUGGAGUAACCCAGCUCAUUUCCAGGCAUAGGAGAAGUCUUCCGUUUGUUUUUAUUCACAGCAAGAAUUGGAUUUGGUUCUCGCCUCCAUGCCUUCUUAGCAAAGAAGGGUGGGUGGGCCAGCUGUUGUUUCCCUCCUUCUCUCUCCUGCUUCCAAUCCCUUCCACGCUUCCCAUGGAACUUGCGAAAAUCCCUUGAUUCAAUCUGCUUGAGGGGCUGGCCUCCCACAGCAGCCCUGAAGGAUGUAACCAACUACCGGACCCGGGGGCAGCUCCUCCGUCUUAAGAAAGUGGUGCUGGUUGCCUCGAGGCUUGCCCCCUGGAAAUGACACCUUGCUAACCGGAUUCAAGAUGGAAAAGACCUUUGGCAACCUCAGCUCGAUUGUGCCAGCUUCGCGCCUCACCCCGGCCUUCCCGCCGGCCGUCAAGGUUGGGCUGACGGCUCUGUACACGGGCCUCUAUGCCUUGCUUUUCCUUUCGGUCUACGCCCAGCUCUGGCUGGUCCUCUUCUAUCGCCACAAGAAGUUCAGCUACCAGACUGUCUUCCUCUUUCUCUGCCUCUUCUGGGCUGCGCUGCGCACCACGCUCUUCUCCUUCUACUUCAAGAACACCCUCAAAGCCAACCACCUGAGCCCUUUCUUCUUCUGGCUCCUAUACUGCUGCCCCGUCUGCCUGCAGUUCUUCACCUUGACCCUCAUGAACUUGUAUUUUGCCCAGGUAACUCUUCUAAGGGGGUGCUUGCUUGCUUGCCCAGGUGGCUUGUGGGUAAAAGAUGGCUGCUUGGAAUGCUGGGCCAGUUUUGUGGAUGGGAACAUCCCAAGGGGCCUUGAGGGUGGGUGAACUCUGGCCGCCAGGGCCAAAUGGUGGCCCUUCAGGCCUCUGCACCUGGCCCUCAGGAACUCUUUCCAGACCUUCCACCCCACCCCUUCCUUGAACUGAUGCCUCUUGUUUGCCUAGAAAGAGGAUGGAGAGCUGUGUGGGGUGAGGAUGUAGAAACCUCCAUCCUUUUUCUUUUUUGCAUGGCUGGAAUGUGGCCUCUUGUACAAAGUCACUUCCAUUGUUCUGUCCACUUUUACCUCUGGCCCUGCCCACCACUUGCGUGUGUGUGUCCCCCCCCCCGGCUCUAGAAGCUUCCGCCCCAAGGAACGUGGUUCUCAGUCUGGUUCUUCUCCCCAAUAUGGGCUCUUUAUAUUGCUUGCUAAACCAGCGAUGGGGAACCUGCAGCCCUGCCGAUGAUGGUGGGCUGCAACUCCCAUCAUCCCUGACCAUCGGCUAUGCUGGCCUGGGCAGAUGGGUGCUGGAGUCCGCCAAUACCUGGAGGGCCACAGGUCCCCUCCCUCUGGCCUCAACCCUUGCACAUGUGCUGCCUUGGAUUCUCAACCAGUCAUUCUGCCCUGUUCGUCUGUCCUCACAAUCUCAUGGCUACUAGUCAUGAAAUGGCUCUUAACUAAUUAGUUUCAGGAUCAAAAGCACCAUUCCUCUGCAGAAAAGGGCAGUCAAAAUGUUCAGGGGGCUGGAACAACAAUGAGGAAAUGUUGCAACAAUUUGGGCUUUUUUUGGAGGGGGGGGAAAGUAGCAGGGGGUGCAUGAUAGACAUGUAUAAAAUUAUGUACAGUGUAGAGAAAGGGAAGCUUUCUCCCUGAUCUUCAUCAUACUUGAAUCAUCUAAUGAAACUGAAUGCUGGGAGAUUCAGGAUAAACCAAAGGAAGCUACCUUAAACAGAGCAAGACCACGGGUCCAUCUAGUUCAGCAGUGUCAGCACGGACUGGCAGCAACUUUCCUGGGUUUCAGACUGGGGAUUGAACUAAGAGAUCCUUCAUGCAAAGCAGCUACUCUGCUGCCACUGAGUUAUGGCUCUUCCCCACCGACCUCUGCCCCGGUUACUGUUUUUUAAAGGAAGUACUUAUUCACAAAGCGCAUAGAACAGGGAGGCAACCAGGUGAAUUUUCACGGAGAGGAAAGAAGACCCAAAAGCCUUGGCACCACCACCAAGAAGGCUCUGCACCAUUACUUACCAGUACAUCACUGCUCGCGAUGGUGCCACACAGGGGUGCAAAUUUGAAUAAAAUAUUGUGGGGGCCCAAGUAAGCCCCGCCCCGCAUGACUGAUCACAAGAUGCAGUGCACAUAUACCAUUUGAAUAGGAAUGCCCACCAACUUUGUGGGGUCUGAAAUUUCAACUUGCUGCGCAAAUCUAGUUGCUGCCUUUUCAGGGCGGUGUAGUGGUUAGAGGACGGGGCUAGGACCUGAGAGACUUGGGGUCAAAUCCUUGUGCAGCCCUGCAGCUCACUUGGUGACCGGUCACAGUCUCUUCUCCUUCCCUACCUGUUUUUGUGAGGAUAAAAUGUUUCUUGAGCAGGAACAGGUGGGAUAUAAAUGGAAAAAUGUGAAAUGAAAGCAGAGAAAAGUGAGAACAAUGUUGCGGCUAAGAGGCUGAGCUGUGAGCCAGAAAGCUCUGGAUUCGAAUCUCAUACUGGCUCGUGAAGUCAUUAAGUGGCCUUCUGCAUUCUGUUCAGAGCACAAGAGCAAAAUAGACCCCAGGAGGCUUAGUUUGGACAGAAUCGUGAAUACACUUCUGGAGUUAAUGCUAAAUCCAUGACUUCUGGUAAAUGAGCCACCUUAGCCACUAGAGGGCUGUGAACAUUUUUGUCUGGGGCUUUUUAGCCUCAUCUACCCAUGUGCCAUCAGAAACCAAGGGGAACAUGGGGUACCAGAUGUGAAAGAUACUGGCAUUCUUUUCAGCUCUCCUACCCGACUAUCUUGUUAGCAGGCAAAGUUAUGCUAUGGUUGUUUGUUGCAGGUCCUGCUUGUUUUCUGUAAUUGCUAAUACCUUCCCCUUUCUUCCCUUCCCCUCCAGGUGGUUUUCAAGGCCAAAGCAAAAUACCGCCCUGAACUGACCAAAGGCCUGUGAGUAGAUGUGUAUUUGUGUGUAACAUCAUAACACCUUGCAUUCUUCCGCCUUGCCAUAUAUCCUUCUCAAGUGUCAGGGGAGAAAAAAGAUAAAGCAUUCUAGUAUUUUUAAAAACCAGUUGCAUUUUCCAUUUAAAAUAAAAAUUUAAAAUUAAAAUAAACCCAAUGUGGCUCUUCACAUAAAAUAGCUGGCAAAUAAAUGGAGAAUGCAGGAUUGCAAGUUUAAGAGGCAAAAUCUCAACGUUAUAUGAAAUUAAAAAUACACUCCCCCAGCAGUAUCCUAGCUACAGCUUGCAAUACAAAAGUAGGAGACAGGGUGAGGUUUCAAAACUGAGUUGUUUGCCUGGCUGGAAGCGGGUCCUUGAACUCUGAUCAUGCCUCUUGUUGCCUGGAUGAAAUGGCGUUUGUGAGUGUGCGUGGAAACUAGCUUAUGGUGCACAGGUAAAAUUAACCAUUGCUCUGCCCACCUUAGCCUCUGGCUCCACCCACCACUGCCAUGUGGCCCCUGGAAGGUUGGCCAGAAGGUAGCCUGGCCCUCUGUCUGAGAAAGGUUCCCCACCCCUGAAGUAUGGGGAGGAGCUUGCAUGAGAUUCACAGCUGUGAUUCGCUCACUCCCACACACUGCCAUUAGAUAGCUUUCAAGGGUUCAGAAAAUUUAAGGAGGACAGGCCUCCCAAUGGAGCCUCCAUGUUCAGGGGCAAUCUAUCUCGGACCACCAAAUGCUGAGGACAGACAACAGAGGUGGGAUUCGUGCCUUUUGCUUGUAGGCUUGCUGGCAGCGCCAGACUGGACACAGCUGAACAACCAACUGGACUAGAGGGCCCCUGGGUCUAUUCCAGCAGGCCUCUCUCUUCCGUGCUCUUCCAGUUUCUCUUUCUCAGUGGCCUGGGUUGCAAGCAGCACUAAGCUAUGGUUUAUAAACCAUGCUAACCCUUGCCAAAAAUUGGUUGGCUGAACCUGGCCCUGUGGCUUAACUGUGGUUUAUAAAUCACAGUUCACCUUAAUUUAAUAAACCAAUGCUAACUGCAGUUUAGCAUGGGUGUAAGGAGCUAUCAGGGACGCGGGUGGCGUUGUGGGUUAAACCACAGAGCCUAGGACUUGCCGAUCAGAAGGUCGGCGGUUCGAAUCCCCACGAAGGGGUGAGCUCCCGUUGUUCGGUACCUGCUCCUGCCCACCUAGCAGUUCGAAAGCACGUCAAGUGCAAGUAGAUAAAUAGGUACGCUCUGGUGGGAAGGUAAACGGCGUUUCCAUGUGCUGCUCUGGUUCACCAGAAGCGGCUUAGUCAUGCUGGCCACAUGACCUGGAAGCUGUACGCCGGCUCCCUCGGCCAAUAAAGCGAGAUGAGCGCUGCAACCCCAGAGUCGGCCACAACCGGACCUAAUGGUCAGGGGUCCCUUUACCUUUAAGGAGCUGUCACCACCAGAAAGCUACAGAGCUGCAACUGGAGAACGGCUCAAAAUCUGAACCUUUCCCAAGGCCAGGGGGCUCUCACUGCACAUUAGAAGAGACUUGUCGCUAGGCCAGACCCAAGGCCCAUCUAAUCCAGCAUCCUAUUUUCACAGUGGCCAGACAGACGCUUGUGGGGAACCUGCAAGCGAGACCUGAGCACACUAGCUCUCUCCCUGGCAUUUUGGGGCAGUCUGCCUCUGACAAUGAAGGCAGAGCCUUGCCCCGGGGGCCAGCAGCCGCGCUAACUCUGCCUCCCCGCUUUCUCUCCCCCAGGUUGGCAGUGCGAGGGGCGUGCCUGGGCGCCAGCCUCCUCUUCCUGGCUGUGAACGUGGUGUGCGCCGUGCUGGUGCGAGGGCGCCGCGCCGAGCCCUGGGCCGUGGUCCUGGCACGCGUCCUCAUCAGUGACUCGCUGUUUGUGCUGGGGGCCGUCUCUCUGGCCCUCUGCCUCUGCCUCGUCGCCCGGGGUUCUCCUUCCACCCGCAUCUACCUGGAAGCCAAGGUGAGCAUUUGCCAGGGGGCAGGUGGUGGGGUUGGGGUUGGGAGCAGGGGUUUGACAUUGCUGCAGUGGCAUCUCAUCCAUGCACCGAGACCGCAGCGUUUCACCUGCCAAGUUGGCUCGGGAACUGGUAGCAUGUUGGAGAAAGCUGCCUUGGAGGUCCUGGCUUUUAGCACUUUGCAUUGUUGCUGGCAUUCUUCUGUCUCGGGAGAACAUGUGUGUGCCUUUGGGAGGUGAAGUCAAACUGCUGGAAGGUUAUAGCUGUAGUGAUAGAUUGGGGAGAGACAUGUUUUGUUGCAGCUGGGGCAGAUGGAAGUGUCUGAUUGUGCUGCUGCAGAUGCACCGUGGCAUUUCUUCUCUCUGCUCUCCUCCCGGCGGUCAUUCCACCGUUGCUCACUGCUACAGAUGCAUGACCUGAUUCCAGGCACUGCACUCGUCUGCGAGGGGUUCCCACACGGCAGGGUUCAACCUAAAUUUGGUUUCCCGGGCCUUGUGGUUACAUUUCCCCCAUAGUGUUGGUGGCAGCACACUCCAAAACCACUGACGACUCCUCAGGUUAUCCGCAACCUUUGUGCCAGGCAGCCUGUUUGCCCUGGGAUCUGCAUGCCCGUCGCACACACCCUGCUAUCAACAUUUGUAAUGAUUGAAUUGGCCACUACCACAGUGCCCCCGCUCCCCAGAGAAGUACCCUCAGCAAAAGAGGAUAGGUGUUCGUCCACCAAAUUACGGGUCCUUUCUAAGGGAAUGUUUCCCUCUUCCUCAAGGUGAUGACACUCUUCUUCCCUGAGACCCUUCUUCUCCCCGAUAGCUGCGGAGCUGUCGUCAUGGGAGUGGGUUGCAGCUGCAAUAUCCAUGAAGGCCUCACCCACCUGCAGUCAGGGAUGAUGGGAGCAGUAGUUCAACGGUAUCCAGCUGGACUCCAGCUCCCAUCAGCCGCCAGCUUCCUGUUCAGCAGUCGGGGACGAUAGGAAUUUUGGUCCGAUAAAUACCUUGUAACUGGCUGACUGACCGAACCCAAAGGGUGCUCAUCAAUGGUUCCUCUUCAUCCUGGAGAAGAGUGACUAGUGGGGUGCCACAGGGUUCUGUCUUGGGCCCGGUCUUAUUCAACAUCUUUAUCAACGACUUGGGUGAUGGACUCAAGGGCAUCCUGAUCAAAUUUGCAGAUGACACCAAAUUGGGAGGGGUGGCUAACACCCCAGAGGACAGGAUCACACUUCAAAACGACCUUGACAGAUUAGAGAACUGGGCCAAAACAAACAAGAUGAAUUUUAACAGGGAGAAAUGUAAAGUAUUGCACUUGGGCAAAAAAAUGAGAGGCACAAAUACAAGAUGGGGGACACCUGGCUUGAGAGCAGUACAUGUGAAAAGGAUCUAGGAGUCUUGGUUGACCACAAACUUGACAUGAGCCAACAGUGUGACGCGGCAGCAAAAAAGCCAAUGCAAUUCUGGGCUGCAUCAAUAGGAGUAUAGCAUCUAGAUCAAGGGAAGUAAUAGUGCCACUGUAUUCUGCUCUGGUCAGACCUCACCUGGAGUACUGUGUCCAGUUCUGGGCACCACACUUCAAGAAGGACAUUGACAAACUGGAACGUGUCCAGAGGAGGGCAACCAAAAUGGUCAAAGGCCUGGAAACGAUGCCUUAUGAGGAACGGCUAAGAGAGCUGGGCAUGUUUAGCCUGGAGAAGAGGAGGUUAAGGGGUGAUAUGAUAGCCAUGUUCAAAUAUAUCAAAGGAUGUCACAUAGAGGAGGGAGAAAGGUUGUUUUCUGCUGCUCCAGAGAAGCGGACACGGAGCAAUGGAUCCAAACUACAAGAAAGAAGAUUCCACCUAAACAUUAGGAAGAACUUCCUGACAGUAAGAGCUGUUCGACAGUGGAAUUUGCUGCCAAGGAGUGUGGUGGAGUCUCCUUCUUUGGAGGUCUUUAAGCAGAGGCUUGACAACCAUAUGUCAGGAGUGCUCUGAUGGUGUUUCCUGCUUGGCAGGGGGUUGGACUCGAUGGCCCUUGUGGUCUCUUCCAACUCUAUGAUUCUAUGAUUCUAUGAUUCUAUGGUGGGCCACCGGGGUCCCACAGCUUCAAGGCGCCACAAGGCUCUCUUGAUUUGAGUUUGCUGAGACCCACUGACCAGUCUCUCUUUCCUGUCUGCCCCUUUUCUGUGAAAGGGCACCUCGCUGUGCCAAACGGCCGCCAUGGGUGGCAUCAUCGUCCUGCUCUACGCCAGCCGAGCUUGCUACAACCUGGCAGCCCUGGCUCUGUCUUCCCGCACCCGCCUCGACUCCUUCGAUUACGACUGGUACAACGUAUCUGACCAGGUGAGCAGGGCGGGCUAAGUUCGGAUUCCUUAAGGGCCGCCUUUCCUACUCUGGAGUAGACCCGCUGCAACGGAACAAAUGACUGGGCUCCGUUAAAUUCCCCGGGUCGACUCUGUGUUGGAUGCAGCCACUGCAGCGCAGACCUAACUGUGUCUACUCAGAACUGGGGCUUACUCCAGGUAAGUGGGAGGUGGCUUGCUGCCUCCCCCUGCCUUUGUCCGGCCCCCACCUCCCUGCCAUCUAACUUACAGCCAGUCAGGGGGAAGCUCUGCCUGUCACUGGCUCCAGCUGCACCAACCAUUGGGCUCUCUGUCUUCCACCCCAGUGGAGACCAGCUGCUCAAGUGUCUCCCUUCUCCCUCCCCUUCCAGGCAGAUCUGAUCACGGACCUGGGAGACCAAGGUUACGUCAUCUUCGGCCUCAUUCUCUUCAUCUGGGAGCUGCUGCCCACGUCUCUGCUAGUCGGCUUCUUCCGGGUGCACCGGCCUGCUCAAGAUAUGGUGAGUUGAAACGGUUGGUUGGGAGAGGAGCAGAACAGCAAAAAGGCAGUGGAAGGAGAGGCCCGAAGCGUAGGGGGAGGCAGGGGGCUGUUGCCGUUACGAGAGCAUCACUCAGUGCAUCAGGGGUGGGGGACAUUUUUCAAGGGCCACAUUCCCUUCUGGGCAGCCUUCCGAGGGCCACAGGCAGAGGCGAAAAUAAAAGCACCACGACAAAUUCUGGUUCUUGUCUUUAUGUUGUAAAGCAGAAGGAAUUCUAGAUUUGUUCAAUUGUAUUUUUAAACUGCAUUUUAAAGGCGUGCUUUCCCCAAGCAGCAUUUUCAAAAAAGAGAUGGCAGAAAGGUAACCAUAGAUACAGCAGGCACUUAGCAGCUCUGAGCCAGACCACUUCCUAUCUGGCAGCAGAAGAAAUGAAACUCCGCAAGAUCUGCUUAAAACACCUGUAUCGUAGGGACAAGGUGCAAAUCAGCCUGAGCCAGUUUCAUGUCUUCCCCCAUCCCUGCCCCCAGGCACAGGUGGGCCUAUAGUUCCCAACACCCCUGCCCAUGGGCCAUGCUGCCUGGGAUGGAUUGAAAGUCAUCGAAUCAUAGAACUGUAUGGUCCACCCCCUGCAAUGCAGGACUCUCAGCUAAAGCAUCCGUGACAGAUGGCCAUCCGACCUCUGCUGAGAAACCUCCAAGGAAGGAGAGUCCAUAACCUCCGGAGGGAGACUGUUCGGCAACAUUUGCAGGGCACCAGAAUGAGGACAGCUGGUGAAAGUCUUUUGGAAGGGAGCUUCGUAGCUCGGGGGCACCACCGAGAAGGAUGGAGCCCCGCAGUGUUCCGGGUGCAGCUAUUUCUGUGGGCGCUGCGUUCUCCUCCCGUGGCGUCUCCCAAGGCUGAGAGCUUGGAUCCCUUGGGUGCAAUCCACUGGCAAGGCCUUCUGCUUAAAAGACAGGGGGCACCGGACAUGGCCUUACCUUGCCACCCUGCAGGCAAAGGCUGAUUGCAGGAGCAGCGUCCCCAGUAAUGGUGCCUUCCUCCCCACAGAGCGCCAGCCGUGUCUUCAACCGGCAGCUGGGGGUCUCCCGAUCCUACUUCUUUGACCAUCCCGGGCAGCGCGAAAGUGAAGGACUGACGAGCAGGUAAUUUCUCUUCUUCCCCGAGGCCGCACUUGUCCCAGCCUCCUGAUUAAGGAGCAUAGGGAGCUGCCUUUAUACGGAGUCAAGCCAAUGGUCAGUAUUGUCUGCACUGACUGGCAGCAGCUCUCCGGGGUUUCCCAGAGGGGACAUUCCCAGACCCACCUGGGACCUUCUGCAUGCCAAACAGAUGCUCUCCCACGGAGGCUGUUCACUCACACAGUGUCAAGGAGCUGUCAGACGAGCCCAGGUCAUCCACAGGGCAGGAAAGAAUACGAGACGAGAAAUGCCAUUAGCUUUUAUUCACAUAAUAAUAAUAAUAAUAAUAAUAAUAAUAAUAAUAAUUUGUACCCCACCCAUCUGACUGGGCUUCCCCAACCACACUGGGUGCCUUCCAAGAAACAUUAAAAAUACAUUAAAAUGUCACACAUUAAAAACUUCCCUGAACAGGGCUGCCUUCAGAUGUCUUCUAAAUGUCAGGUAGUUGUUUAUUUCUUUGACAUCUGAUGGGAGGGCGUUCCACAGGGCGGGCGCCACUACCGAAAAGGUCCUCUGCCUGGUUCCCUGUAGCUUUGCUUCUCACAGUGAGGGAACCACCAGAAGGCCCUCAGUGCUGGACCUCAGCGUCCGGGCAGAAUGAUGGGGAUGGAGACGCUCCUUCAGGUAUACUGGGCCGAGGCCAUUUAGGGCUUUAAAGGUCAACACCAACACUUUGAAUUGUGCUCAGAAACGUAACAACACAGCUGGCUGUGUCUUAAUCCAGCUGGAGAUGUUGCUGAAACUGACUGCUGGACCUGCCCUUCCCCUCUAGCCUCUCACUCUGGAUCCAUCCGAAGCAGACAAAAGCUGCGUUGAAGGGUGGGCUCCUCUUCUGGCUCAUUGCCCAGCAAUGUGAGGGAAGCUCCUCAAUCUGGGUGUUAGCAGGGGAGGAGAGCCAGCAGGACUGGGCCUGCCCUGCUGCUGGACAGCUGGGGCAGCUUCCAACUCCUCUCUGUCUGAGUCUGCGCUCACACUCUGACUCCCAGCCUCCAACCCUGUCCUGGAAGGCCCUUCUUCUCCUGACCCCCUCAAGCCCCCUGCUUCUAGCACCUCCCAGUUCGUCCCUUCCCCAGACUGCUCCCCGGUAUCCCACCACCACGAUCUGGAGUCUAAGUCUUCUUCUUCUACGUCCUCCCUGGCGGGGGCUCUUCGGCUGUGAGUGCCCACCCGUCUUCCUCAUCCAGCUAGUCUCUGACCCAGGAGGAGUCAGCUCAAUGGCCUGUGCACUUGGGGUGUCUUACGUCCUGGGGGUGGCAGAGGGGGAACCGCUUUCCUGUUGGCCCUUCCCCUGGAUCUCCACCUCCCAAACCCCUGGGACCUUGCCCCAGGUCGGAGUCCUCCUGGGGCCCCAGAUUCCCAUCGCUGACCCAUUAGAACUAGACUGGGGUGGGUGUGCGGUCCCUGACUGACAGCCCCACUGCCGUCCUUGCACUGGCUCCCCACCCCCGGCCUCGGAGGUGGAACGGAAAUCGUUUCCAUGCCUGGAAGUUUUAAAAGCUCCAUCGAUGAAGUUGGCACAGUCGUUUUACUUACAAAAGCAUUACUAUGCUGCUGUGUCAUAAAAUGUAUAUAUAUCAAAGCAGCUUACAGCAAUAAAACUUAAAGCCAUACAAUAAAAACAUACAGAAAGGUUAAACGUCAAUUAACCAUUGUGGAAGGAUAUAUUCUUAAGUUGCCUGCCUAGGCCUGGUGGAAUAGGAAAGUUGUCUAUGUUCCCGAGUGCUUCAGCACCACUGAGCCUCAACUCUUACCUAAUUCAGGGGCUCCCAAAGUGUUGUCGUGCCACCCCUAGGCUGGGGGGGGAUGAGGGGUAAAUGAUUUCAGACUCUGAAAAGCUGGUAUCGCUGGAUCAUUCUCCCUCACUGCGAGAAGCCAAGUUACAGGGAACCAAGCAGAGGGCCUUCUUGGUAGUGGCGCCCGCCCUGUGGAACGCCCUCCCACCAGAUGUCAAAGAGAACAACAACUACCAGAUUUUUAGAAGACAUCUGAAGGCAGCCCUGGUUAGGGAAGCUUUUAAUGUUUGAUGCAUUAUGGUAUUUUAAUAUUUUGUUGGAAGCCGCCCAGAGUGGCUGGGGAAGCCCAGGCAGAUGGGUGGGGAAUAAAUAAUAAUAAUAAUAAUAAUAAUAAUAAUAAAAUAAUUAAUUAUUAUUUAUUAAGUUCAUCAAUAAUUAAAUUUAAGUAUUCAAAAUUGGAUUUUGAAUAAAUGUGCCAUUAAUAGUGACCAUUUUGAAUUUUAUCGUGUUAUAUCUUCCUGAGUGGGUCGUACAAACUACUAUUCUGAGUUACGCUUUUUACAGAGCAGGGGGGUGGUAUGGAAACAAGGGGGCAGCAGGUUAGAAACCACUGGUCUAAUUCCUUUCUUUCCUUUUGCUUCCUAACACUCACAUGCCUCCCCCCCCCCCACCCAAAUUGCCUCUUCUUUCCCACCCCACCCGCUUCCUUCCAGCCUGACGGGACGCCUGGGCAGCGUCGGGAGCUGGUACGGCUCGAUCAACCGCAGCGGGGAGCAGGACUGGUUUGGGGGGCCCCCUCCCACGGCCCCCCUUUUGUUCUCGCAGGCCACGGUGUCCGGCAGCCACCACCACAGCCUCUAUUCCACCCCGCAGAACUGAGGGGAGCGGGGGGGGGUUUGUGGGGCACUGAUGCGAAGACCCAGGAAUCACUACUGAUGUAGGACAGGUUUCUAUGAAGGAGCAGGGAUGUGCACACACGGUAUUAUAAGCACCAUCACCCCAUUCCCCAAACUGUAGGAAAACCCAGCUUUAUUUCUUUUAGCCAUUUGGGGGGGGGGCUGGGUUGGCUCUUGUUGCUGGCAUCUCGGUCUUGAUGCUUAAGCUCUCCCCCUCCUUCCCCAGCCCCCCUCUGGCCCCCCCCUCACCCCCACCCCGGGUACUUAACCAAUAGUAUACAGAAAACUCUUGGCACUUUAAUCGACUCGGAUUGAGGAGAGGGGUGGGUUCAGUUUUAUCUGUGAUGUCAUUGUUUUAAUGAAUUCUGGUCAAAUGUGUCUACAGGGCAGGGGGGUUCCUCCUUUCCCCCCUCUUCCCAUGAGCUGGUAGCGGCAGUGUUUUGGAGUAGCCUUUUGUUAUUUGCUAGACAUGCUGCAGUUUUGGUGCUAUUCCAUUGCCCCCCCCACCCCCAACUUAACAAUAAAGUCCACUUUGUGUUAGCGACAUUGCGUGUGGUUUUCUGUAGUUGUGCUGCGGUGGAAAUGGGGGAACCUCUGGCUUUCCAAAUGUUGCUGGCCAUGCUGGUUGGG